GUAACCCCACACAAAGUGAACCCUCCAAAUGACGUCGAGCCUUUCUAAAAUUCUCCAAUCGACAACAUCCUCCGCUGACGAGACCUCCAUACCAACUUCGACAGCGCCGAAGGAGGCCUCAUAUCCACAUACUACUAUUUUCAAGUGUAGUUGUCGAUCUAGGAAGUUUGAAUCACUUCCUCUCACCAGACGAUGCCUCUCAUCAUUGUCUCUGGACUACCUACUUCAGGCAAGUCGACACGAUCACAACAACUUUACGAUUACCUCUCCAAGCGUAUCGCUGAUUCGAAAUAUCGCCUACACCUCAUCUCUGACGAAUCCCUUUCUAUCUCCCGUUCCGUUUACGAUCUUUCGAGUCUCCCCGCACAUACCAGGUCUGCGAACGCCUCAGAGAAGGAUGCUCGCGCUACAAUCUAUGGCGCCGUGAAGCGCGUACUUAGCGACAAGGACAUUGUGAUUCUUGAUGGCUUAAAUUACAUCAAGGGUUGGCGAUACCAACUACACUGCGAAUCUAAGGCUGUGCGCACACCGAGCUGUAUACUCCAGAUUGGAUGUUCAGUGGAUAAGGCACGUGAGGUUAAUGAGGCCAGAUUAAAGAAGAGAGAGGCCGAGGCAUCCAAGACAGCGGAUAAAGAAGAGGCAACGCCUUCAGCUACAACUUCCUGCGAUACGAUCGUGGACUCUACAGAGCCAUACGAGCCCGGCAAUUGGGACAACUUAGUCUUUCGAUACGAAGAACCCAAUCCCAUGACCAGGUGGGACAGUCCUCUCUUCACGCUUAUCUGGGAGGAUGAUGAGGCCCAAACCAACAAGGUCUUCUCCGACCUCUGGGACGCAAUCGCCGGCGAAGCCCGCAAGGUUGUGCGCCCGAAUCAAGCAACAAUACAGCGCGGCCGCGAGGAAAGUGGUGACUACUUGUAUCUCCUGGAUCGCGAGACAUCGGAUGUUGUGAAGCGCAUAGUCGAAGCACAGCGAGAGGGUGACGACGUUGACGAGGUACGGAUACCGUCUGGCUCUGUAGAACUGACGAUACAUUUACCCGCGGGCAAUAAGGUUGGCCUCCCACAAUUACAAAGGUUAAGGAGGGCGUUCAUGGGGUUGAAUAGAGGUGGUAUUGGAUUGGAGGCUGUGGGCGAUAUGAAGUCUUCACGGCUGAGAGACACCUUUGUGACGUAUCUCAAUGAUUCGUUUGAGAAGGAUGAGUAGUACUUUUUCUCUAUGAAGGUUGUGACCUCAUUGUAAAAGCUCUCAGUGCGGCUCAAUGUGAUGACCUUGAUGUGACUAUAGAGUCUUGACACCUGCUUACAUGAUCACACAAUGAGUUUUCUCACAUGCCCAGGAAGUUCAGAAUUGUUCAUUGAGAUAAAUCACCGGGCGGGAUGUACCUGCGAUGAGAAAAUGAAGUCAGUAUAG
Molecule: messenger RNA, 1413 nt
Organism: Fusarium oxysporum Fo47
Lineage: Eukaryota; Fungi; Ascomycota; Sordariomycetes; Hypocreales; Nectriaceae
Product: chromatin associated protein KTI12
Exons: 2
Coding region: 193-1206 (337 amino acids)
Source: RefSeq, a predicted model, not a curated record